GCAUAUGCUACGAGAACAGCGCGUAGGCAAUCACAGAACGUGAGAUGAAUCAUGUGAUUUUUACUUAAUCAUCCACGGGGAAACACCGUUCAGAGUAAAUCAUUUAGUGUCUAUGUUGCGUCAUGUGCGAGCUAUCCUGAUUCCCAAGGAGUGGAGUGUGCAAAUGUCAAGUACACCGUGAUUAAAUGAGAAAUAGUCGCAACGAUAGUGCAUAUUGACGAACAUUGACAUGACGUGAAUUGCCCUCACGUUCAUAAAUCAAAGAUUUGCCCUUUGAGCUGCGGAUGACAUUCUGGGCGGAGCAGUAGCAGGUCAGCCGAGCAAACAGGGACGCGUCCCCGAUCCCGCCGCGAACCUGCGUCACCAGCUGACGUGGCGCCUCACCAGCGGCGCCUGGAGGGCGUGACCGGCUGCCGUCUUUAACACCCGCCGCGCCGUGCGAGCGUCGCCCGUGUUCGCCAUGACGAACACGUUCGCGGGGGGCACGGCGGCCGUGCCCGUGAUGCAGGUGGAGCUCACUCUCUCAUGCCGCAACCUGGCCGACAUGGACGUGUUCUCCAAGUCGGACCCGAUGGUGGUCGUGUCGCUGGCGCCGUUCGGCUCGGCCGGCCGCGACAAACACUGGACCGAGUACAAGCGCACCGAGGUGGUCGCGGACAACCUCAACCCGGACUUCGCCACCAAGGUGCCCAUCGCCUACCACUUCGAGGAGCAGCAGUACCUCAGGUUUGACGUGUACGACGUGGACUCUGGCUCGGCGCGGCUGGCGGAGCACGACUUCCUGGGACGGCGCGAGUGCACGCUGGGCGAGCUGGUCAGCAGCCGCGUCUCGGAGCUGGCGCUGCAGGGCGGCCCGGCCGGCAGCCGCGGCACGCUGCUCGUGCACGCCGAGGAGCUGCUGGCCAGCAAGGAGCUGGCCGUGCUGCAGUUCGCCGGCCGCAAGCUCGACAAGAAGGACUGGCUGUGGGGCAAGUCCGACCCGUACCUGGAGCUGUUCAAGAGCACGGAGGAGGGCCAGUGGGUGCUGGUGUGUCGGACAGAGGUGGUGAAGCGCACGCUGAACCCCGACUGGCGGCCGCUGGAGGUGUCCGUGGCCUCGCUCUGCAACGGCGACUACCACCGCAGCGUGCGCGCUGUCUGCUGGGACUGGAACUCGAACGGCACGCCCGACCUCAUCGGCGAGUGCUUCUUCACGCUGAACGAGCUGAAGCAGGCGGGCAGGGGCGCCGCCUUCCCCUGCAUCAACAAAGAGAAGCAGGCGCGUAAGGGCAGUUCGUACCAGAACUCUGGCCAGAUAUUCCUGCAGAAUCUGGAGAUCCGCACUCAGCACACGUUCCUGGACUACAUUCAGGGCGGCACCGAGCUGGCCUGCACCAUCGCAAUCGACUUCACCGCGUCCAACGGUAAUCCGAUGUCGCCCGACUCGCUGCAUUACCUGGGCCGGGACGCCACGGGCCAGCUGCGUAACCCGUACGUCACGGCGCUGCGGGCCGUGGGCCAGAUCAUCCAGGACUACGACAGCGACAAGCAGUUCCCGGUGCUGGGCUUCGGCGCGCGCGUGCCGCCCAACGGCGUGGUCAACCACGAGUUCUACGUCAACCUGGGCGCGGCCGACCCCUUCUGCUACGCCGUGGAAGGGGUGGUGGCCGCCUACCAGAAGUGCCUGCCACAGAUCCAGCUGUACGGCCCCACCAACUUCGCACCCGUCAUCAACCACGUGGCUAACUUCGCGCGGCAGUACCGUGACGGCUCGCAGUACUUCAUUCUGCUCAUCAUCACCGACGGCGUCAUCACAGACAUGCCGCAGACCAAGCAGGCUAUCGUGCAAGCCUCGUCACUGCCGCUGUCCAUCAUCAUCGUGGGCGUGGGCGACGCCGAGUUCGACGCCAUGGAGGAGCUGGACGGCGACGAGGUGCGCCUCUCGGCCGGCGGCCGCGUCGCCGAGCGCGACAUCGUCCAGUUCGUGCCGCUGCGCGCGUUCGCCGGCGCCGACCCGGCCACCGUUAGGACGCGGCUGGCGCGCGAGGUGCUGGCAGAGGUGCCCACCCAGUUCCUCGGCUACAUGCGUGCCAACAGGCUGACACCGCAGCCGCCACGCGACGCUCCUGUCCUUCUGCCGCCCGAUCCCAGCCUGCUGUAGGAGGAGUGUUGUAGUCCGGGCCGGGCGUCCCCAGCGAGGCGCUCUGGUGGGGACGGGGCAGGGACCACCGGCCGGGUGUCGUGUCCUCUGAUACCCAAAGUGUGGGUGGCCAUUUCCUGGUGGUGGGUCCGGCUUAUCUGUCUCCCCCCCCCCCCCCCCCCGUGUCCGUACUUAUUUGUAUCUGUGUACUUAUACUCCAAUUGAUGUGCAAUUCUCGUCCCCGUCUUUACGUGCGUGUGUGUGUGUGUGUGUGUGUGUGUCUGUGGCAGCGGCGCUGCCCCGGUGUCGGCAGCCUCGUCCAUGGGUCCAGCUCGUACUCCUCAGUAUCCGGCGCGCCGUUGUUGGUCGAAGGCCGGAGACCUCUUGGUCCGACCAAGUCGUGUUGCUCCUGCCGCAAAAUGGGCCAGUUCAGGUGUUCCUUGUCGCAAAUAGCUUGAGUUCACGUAGCGAACUCGUGUCGGCCGUCGGCUAGCCUGUGUGGAAACAUUUACCUGGGGCACUGAUUCUGGGCUUUUGGCUGUACAUGUUAUGUUUUACGAGCCGGCCGAGCCGUCUACUGCUGGCUCAGGUUACCCUGGUGCCCAGACGUGUGAGGAAGGUCGUGUUGUGGGAGCCACCCGCUCUGCGCCCUGUGCUUAGUGCGCGUCAGUGGCGUGGGCAGGUUCUUUUGACCUGCUGUUGUUAAGCUGUCAUGAUCGUCCCUCUUUGGAGCAGGGGCCGCACCUGUCGCCCCAGCGUUUACGGUCGUUUCCCGCCGUGGAUGUUUAACUGACGUUUUCCGGGUGGAUGGGCCCCUCGGAGAUGACCUGUUCGGUCAGCAGGGAAUGGUGCCGGGGUUUGUGUUUAAGGCGGGACCACUGGUCGCUGGCCUGGCUGGAGAAGGACAGUCCGUGGAGUACCGGCAUGAGGUGGAAGCACCCUCGUCGGUUCCCCAGGUUGUCACGUGUACCCGUUUGCGCCACGUGGGCGGCUGAGGGGCCCCGCACGCGUCCGACAGCGCCGGCUGUGCGCCGCGUGGUUCGUGCCGUGCGACGUGGGACGGUGGGCGCUCUGAUGUGAGGCUCAGAAGUGGUGUGAUGUGGCGGCCCGGGCUGAGCGUGACCCGCCGCCUCCACCUGCCAGUGAUGUGGUGGCCCGGGCUGAGCGUGAGCCGCUGCCGCCGCCCGCCCAUGAUGUGGUGGCCCGGGCUGAGCAUAAUCCGCUGCCGCCGCCCGCCCCGUGAUGUGGCGGCCCGGGCUGAGCGUGAGCCGCUGCCGACGCCCGUCCUUCGACCAGGCGUCGGCCGGACGACUGGAUCCACAAUAGCGACCAUGUCAAAUAUCCAUGGAAUUCCAAUGUGCAUACACGAUGAGCGAUAUUCGAUACAAAUCAGAGGUGAUGUCUACAAGUUAGUUUAAGGUCCGAUCCCCGUUCUGUGUGCUCACACUAUCACAUUUGCCUGUGGCCAGCGCUCCUGCCAGCCUCACUGGGCUUUGACGACCAUUUCAUCGGGGACAAAGCAUGUUAUAUAUGAAGACCGUGCUCAUCACUCGUGCAAACUUCCUCCGUUGCCUACGUGAUACAACUGGUUGCCUUUCCCGCCUCUAUUUCUUAGUCGUGGCAAGCUCGGUCACCGUUUGUGCGCCGGUUACGCUGUGUGCUGCUGAUCCGCCCUCCCGGUCAGCGAUCGACUCCUGCUGAUAAUCUCUGGGAACCCGCGCGUUAGAGGGCUAGAUCUGGCGCUAGCAGCUUCCAUGUGUGUGCAAUAACACGCGUAAAACGCACAAAACACGGGCUUAUCGUCCGUGCGCCAUCUGUGGCUACGCUUACAUAGCUGGAUUAUUAGUCGAACCACGGCCAAAUCGCAGUGGAUGUAGUAGUGGAUGAUGGAACCACGGCCAAAUCGCGCCGCCAUGCUAGUCACGAACGUGUUUCUUUUUAAGUCACGUGGUUGUUCUA
Molecule: messenger RNA, 4078 nt
Organism: Pollicipes pollicipes
Lineage: Eukaryota; Metazoa; Arthropoda; Thecostraca; Pollicipedomorpha; Pollicipedidae
Product: copine-8
Exons: 8
Coding region: 461-2140 (559 amino acids)
Biological process (GO): cellular response to calcium ion
Cellular component (GO): plasma membrane
Molecular function (GO): calcium-dependent phospholipid binding
Source: RefSeq, a predicted model, not a curated record